AUGUCGAAAAUUUUCUCACCACCGCCAUCGUUCAGUAUCCCAACAGAACGCUUACAUAUCUCAUACUUCCAGCCUGGAAACCCGGAUCACACCGCUUUCACAUUUCGCCUAUGGAGCACCGACGAAGUUACAAAAUAUAUCGGGAAUAGAGGCAUUGUCUCCCUGGAAACGGCAGACGCAUUCAUUAGAAAUCUGGUCCAGGCAGACUACAACCGGACCGGAUAUGGUCGAUUUCUAGUCUCACUGAAACCACAUGCCCAAGCCUCACUUGCCGAAAGUAAACUGAUCGGAGUGGUGUCCCUGCUUUUGAGAGAUCCGCCUUAUGGCUUCUCAUGCCCAGAUAUUGGAUAUUCAUUUUUGCCAGAGGAAUGGGGGAAAGGCUAUGCGCCGGAGGCUGCCAUCGCAUUAAUCGAGUAUGCUCGUCGCGAGUGGAAUAUUAAAGAUUUCUUCGGCUUUUGUGAACCGCACAACAAGCCUAGUCGUCGUGUUAUGGAAAAGAUAGGGUUUGAAUUCAGAGGCGAAAAAAAUCUACAAGUUUUCGGAGGUAGACGCAACGCAGUAUACGCACUUCCAGAAAUGGAAUCAGACCUGAGUGUAUAUGGAAUGGAAGAUUAG
Talaromyces amestolkiae is the source of this 615-nucleotide messenger RNA. RefSeq lists its product as uncharacterized. The transcript has a single exon. NCBI's taxonomy places the organism in Eukaryota, Fungi, Ascomycota, Eurotiomycetes, Eurotiales, Trichocomaceae. Gene Ontology annotation, molecular function: acyltransferase activity, transferring groups other than amino-acyl groups. Bases 1 to 615 code for a protein of 204 amino acids. The record is from RefSeq and is a predicted model, not a curated record.